AUGGAGAUGAUGCAGGCUAGACGAACGAGAAGUUCCCUGCAUGAGGAAGCUAAGGAUGACGAUGCAUUGGUAGAAAUGAACAUUCCUGGACUGUGCAAUGGCGAAGAAGAUGACGAACACUUGGACAGUUCUCAAUAUAGAGCUGCGGUGGAUGCUCUCUCGAGACAAGACUUGCGCACUGAACUCCUGAAGCAAGUCCGCGAACAACCUUGGUUUUCACAGCGAUCGUUGGCCUACCAAAAUCACAAACCCACUACUAGUCGGCGGGGGAGUAUGAAUGAGGAAAGCUUUAGCUAUGCCAAGGCGCUAGUAGAAUCGGAUGCGGAAUUGGAAAGGAUUUCACAAGAAAUUUCAACGCAGCUUCACCUGACGGAGAUGAUGGAGGUAGCAGCUCGUGCACAGAAAGCUGCGGAUGAAGGAUGUGAAACCUUUUCGGCCAGGCUUUCCUCCUUUGUGCCGGAACCAGUUUCGUUGGAAACAAGGGACGCAGAAGGACAAUCCGAUGCUGAACCCGUGGAACACAAGAAUGGACCCUUGGUGACAACGCCCGCAGGUCGAGAAUCCAAUCCGACAAGUCCGCCAUUUCGGCAUAUCGCAGAGGUGAUUCCCAGUUUUGAAACAGUCAAUAACCACAUGCGGACACAUCUUUAUCGCAAAAAGGUGGCCAAGGAAACACUCGUCUUCAAGGAAGUUGAGGACGGAGCAAAGAGCGAACAAAAUUUCAAUUUAUCUCCACGAAGUCAAGGAACGGAGAUCACGGCUGACUUUUUCAAGAAUCUGUCUGGAUAUUUUGGAAAAAGAGUUCGGUCGGAAGACGAGGACGAAAAGGAUGCCUCAGCAGCAAAAGAGACUGGAUUGGCUGAAUAUAGCAACGGAACCUUGGAGGAUCAUAUUCCAUUGGAUAUGUUAACCUCCUCUAUACCAGCCGUGGGCUCCUUGGCAUCCUUAAAUUCCCUGACUUUGAAACCAUUCAGCACAAUUCCUACCAUUGCGAAGGAAGAAGACGGGGCUGCUAGUUGUUCUGCUCCUCCAACUCAAUCUACGUCCAAGGGUCAAGCGGAUGAUUCCAAGAAUGCUGUGAAGGAAACAUUGGAAAUUCUGAAUUCCGUGUCCGACUCCACAGGUCCAACGGAAACGGAUCAAGGUAGUGACAAUGACGGUAGCAGCUUCUCUUGCCCAUCUUCUCCUUCACAAGGAUUUGGAGAUCUAGCACCACUACCAUUGGAAAUCACGGAAGCAGUCCAAAUGCAACAAGGUGAGACGAGUCCAAAGCAGCAUGAUUUCAACACACCCAAACGACUACGGAUAUUGAGACAAGCUGAUGGAGGAGAACCUACUGUUGCUACCCCGGAUCAUUCGCGAUAUAACUUUAGCCCAGGCUCCAUUGUCGCCUCUUCUGUGGGUGCUCCUUCCGCAGUUCUGGAUCCAUUGGAAGAAUAUGAGAAUACCUUUUUGAAUGAACAAACGAGGCUCUUGGAGAUCCCUCGGAUUGGUGAAAAGCCUCAACAAACGGGUGACUUGACUACAAGCCCCGCAAUUCACGAUGCAGUGGAGAAGGCCAAACGAACUCGAAGGAUACGAAUGCUUCGACGACGAUUGGAUGACGAGGAUAACUUCUCGUCAGAGACUCGGGAAGGCGGUGGUGUAGGCACAGAUGAAGAAACAAAGAGUGGACAUUACCAUUUGGAUAGUUUCCCAAUGAAUGGUCAUCAGAACAAUGGUAUUGCAACUCAAGGCUCCAAUCUUUCACCGCGACCGCAGCCUGACGAAGCUUUAGAAGAGAGACCUCUGGAAGAACCAAUUUUGGGCACAACAUCACUCUGCAGCCCCACGCAGCCCAGCCUAAUGGAGACGGCUUCUGUUGUUGGCAUACCCCUGAUUGCGCCAUCUCCAUCCUGUUGUGCAGAUGACAAACAGUACUUCAAGGAAAAGAAGAAUGAUGAAUACAUGAACAACUAUUUUUACCUUUCCCGCCGUGGAGGCUCCGAACGUCGAGAUCUCCAAGGCCGAAACUAUCGUCGUUUUAUCUGUGCCGAAACAAUUGAUAAAACCGGAAUCCUUUGCCAAGAUGUUGGAGCAACCUGCAACGACUUGGAUCACUUGUUCCUUGGGUCCAACGAAGAAGGAACAGAAAAGGUUGCCAGCUCUACCCAAUCGGCGAGCUCGCAAGCCUCAGGGUGGUUCAGUCAAAUUGGACUGGGCUUCCUAUACGGCAGUACAGAGAAGAAGAGAAUAGGCGACGCUACAUCGCGAGAAUAA
This is a messenger RNA of Cylindrotheca closterium, 2259 nucleotides long. The record is from the annotation of a GenBank genome assembly. Lineage: Eukaryota; Bacillariophyta; Bacillariophyceae; Bacillariales; Bacillariaceae.